AUGACUUCUGGUAGUUUUGUUGGAGCUAGUGCUGGACGGCUUCGUUACACGAGAUGCUCUGGCUUCAUUUUAGCAAGCUGGAUUGAGAGCCUUAAUCAGCGUUCCACCCUGGUUCCUUUACCUAGAGCGUUAGCCAGCGUUCAGGUACAGCACUUCGAUUUAUUCAAAGCGUCGAAACUCGCUGGAGUUCAACGUUUGCAAUGCUACCUUCAGCUAGAAGAUUAUGUAUAUCCGGUUACAUCAAAAUGUGCCAGUCCUCUUCCAUUGUUAUCUCACGAAGAGAUUGCAAUCCUCAAAGACAUCGUUGAUGUAAUGCAAAUUAUCGCCAAAGUGAUAACUGAAAUAAGUGGUGAUACUUAUCUAACAUGUAGUAUCAUAAUACCAAUUGUAGCUUGUAUGAAAAAUACAAUCAGGCAAAGAGUACCUACUACUUCAAUUGGAGCCGAAUUUAAAGAGGCGAUUAUUUAUCAAAUUGAAAAACGAUUUAAUGACAUUGAAUCUUUUGAAAUUUUAUGUAUUUCUACAAUACUGGACCCAAGAUUUAAGAAAAUACAUUUUCAAAAGGCAAUGAGUGCUUCUCAUGCCAUUGAUACUAUCAAUCGUAAAAUGAAGUCAGCUGUUUCUCCUGAUCCUAUUCAACUACAAUUGCAAUUGCGUACUGAAAACAAUAAUUUAAAAAAUGAUAUUUGGAAUUAUCAUGACGAUCUUGUAAAAAAAACGGGUGCAGCAAAAAAUAGCACUGAUGGUUUAACUUUUGAAUUAAAGCAGUAUUUGUCUCAACCUGUCAUUUCAAGGACUGAAGAUCCUUUAAAACAUUGGAAUUUACUGCAACCUAGUUAUCCGAAUUUGUACAAUGUUGCAAUUGAAUAUUUGUGCGUCGUUGGAACGUCUGUACCGAGUGAACGUCUUUUGUCUUUUUUCGACGACUGGAAAUAUUAA
Messenger RNA from Cotesia congregata, 939 nucleotides. NCBI's taxonomy places the organism in Eukaryota, Metazoa, Arthropoda, Insecta, Hymenoptera, Braconidae. The record is from the annotation of a GenBank genome assembly.